GUCUGCCUUGUCCAGAAUGUACUCCUGGAAUCAAGACCUCUUGUUACUGGAACAUCAGCUUUGUUUCAGGUUUGCAUCGUGUUAGCCUGUUGAACCAUGGUUGGUUUCCCCACUGGUGGUGAUGUCCCAAAAUGAUGAGAUGUGAUAAGUGAUUGUGAAACGAGUGAGCUGUCACUGUUGUGGUGAUCUGAAAAGCACACGUUUGCACUUCAUCGUGACAGAGGAACAUCAGACCCUGUGGUCCAGUGGAUCAGCAACUUUGUCACAAGUCCCUGCCAGUAUUGUUCCGACUUUGGCUGGACUUCUGAUUACUGGACAAUUCGGCCUAAUCCCUGGACUGUGACAGCAGAUCACUGCUGGAUGUGGGGUCCUCGGAGUGGACGGCAAAUCUUCUUCUGUGAUGCUCGCUCUUGGGAGACCCAGGUCUCUUUACCAGAGACUGAACAGUGAUAUGAAAGACGGACUCUGCUCGCUGAGUCUCCACAAUCCGGCCGCAGCAGUGAACUUCUUCAGGGAGGAUGACCCGGUGGUCUCAGCCAUCAGGAGAGGAGAUGAGGAGGCUGUAAAUGACCUGGCCAAGUCUGCUCCUCACAGUCUGCUGAGGGAGAACAAAGAUGGAUGGAUACCUUUGCAUGACGCCGCCUACUGUGGCCUGACCGCCUGCUUGAACACUCUGCUGAGCGUCCAUCCAGGCUCAGUAGACAAGCGUACUUUACAGGAGCAGACAGCCUUGCUGCUCGCUGUGUCUUGUGAACAUUUGUCAUGUGUGCGACGCCUGCUGGAGGCCGGCGCUGACCCCGACAUCAGCAACAAGAACAAAGAAACCCCUUUGUACAAAGCCUGUGAGUUGGAGAACGUGGACGCGGUGAGUGUCCUCCUUUCAUAUGGUGCCACUGUGAACCAGCGAUGUGGACAGGGCUGGACAGCUCUCCAUGAGGCCGUGUUGAAAAACAACACAGAGAUCUGUGAGAUGCUUCUAAGAGCCGGGGCUACAAUCAAUCCGCCAAACACCUUCAGCAUCACACCGCUCACUGUAGCAGCUCAGCACGGACACAUGAGGGCACUGUGUUACCUGAUUGGGAAAGGUGCAGAUGUGAACAUGCAGACAUGUGACGGUAUCACGGCCUUGCACGAGGCCAGUAAAAAUGGCCACAAGGACAUCGUAGCAGUGCUGUUGACGAAAAAUGCAGACGCCAACAAACCCACCAGCUCAGGACUGCUGCCUCUGCACGUCGCUGCCCAGCACGGACACCACGAGAUUGUGUCCCUGCUUGUCUCGGUUACGAGUCGAGCCAGGCUGCGACACUGUUGGGUCAGCCCCCUGCACCUGGCAGCAGAGCACAACAGACACACUGUGGCAGCUGUGCUGCUGAAGACAGGUGCAGAUGUAAACGGCACACUGGCCCCCUGUCACUCCGUCCGGUAUGCUGACCGACGCGCGACAGCCCUUUACUUUGCCGUCGCCAGCCGCAGCACCAGGACAGCAGAGGUGCUGCUGAACGCCGGCGCCAGUGUCAGCCUGGACCCAGUGAGUCCUCUGCUCAUGGCUGUGAGACACGGGUGCGCCUCGACCGUGUCUCUCCUGCUGCAGAGGGGGGCUGAUGUCAACGCCACAGUCCCGUCUGUUAGUACGACGUUCCCUGCUGUCGUUGCACUCUGCACAGACAAUCUGCCUUUACUCAAAUGCCUUCUGGACCAUGGCUGUGAUGCCUCCUCCUGCUUUACCUGCACACAUGGCAACGCCCCUCACCCAGCGCCUGGAGAACCAAACACAGGACAUGUUUUGCAGAAUGACAACACGCUUUCUUUGAACUGCUGUGAGACGACAGAGAGAGCGAGACAGUUCUGCGAGUGGAUCUCAUCCCCAGCUCUGUGUGGAAAGGCAGGGCCGAUCAUAGAGCUGCUACUGGAGCACGUCGCCCAUGUUCAGCUGUGCAGCAGGAUCACUGAGCUGCUGGACGGCCGGGAAGAAUGGCGCGCCAUUAAGAGGAAGUCGUUGUUGCCUCGUCCACUGCUGCACCUCUGUAGAUUAGGGAUUAGGACCCAAAUGGGGAGAGACGGACUGAAAUGUCUCACAAGUCUACCUCUGCCAGACAGGAUGAUUCGAUACCUGAGCCUGGCUGACUGACAUUAAGGUGAACGUGGAGCAAUACGGCAUCACAGAUGUGGCUAAAUUUAUCUUUUUGUGAUUUAUUGUUUGAUACCUUGAAUCUUUUCAUGGUCCCCUCAAAGCAUUCUCUAUGUAUAAAAUAUUUAUUUCUUAUGUCAUAUCUUUAUUCGUUUCUCUUUUCAAAGAGGCCUUCAGUGAAAGGUAAAAAAAAAAAAAAUUAUAUUAAUACCCAAGGGAUUUGUUGAGGGAGUUGAAUCAUUUAUUUAAAAAUAAAAGCAACCGUUUCAAA
Molecule: messenger RNA, 2399 nt
Organism: Solea senegalensis (Senegalese sole)
Lineage: Eukaryota; Metazoa; Chordata; Actinopteri; Pleuronectiformes; Soleidae
Product: ankyrin repeat and SOCS box protein 2-like
Exons: 11
Coding region: 401-2128 (575 amino acids)
Biological process (GO): intracellular signal transduction
Cellular component (GO): cytoplasm
Molecular function (GO): protein binding
Source: RefSeq, a predicted model, not a curated record